CCGGGCUCGCGCGGCCGGAGCGUGCUUUCGCCGCCCGGGAGCCUUCCGGCCUAGCAGUCCGUGAGGCCCCCGCGGUUCCCUCCCCUCCUGCGUCCCGUGAACCGGCUCGGUCCGGAGCCGCGCGCGGAGCGUUCGGGCAUGCCCCGCUACGAGCUGGCUUUGAUCCUGAAAGCCAUGCAGCGGCCAGAGACCGCUGCUGCUUUGAAACGUACAAUAGAAGCCCUGAUGGACAGAGGGGCGGUAGUGAGGAGCUUGGAAAAUCUGGGUGACCGAGCACUGCCUUAUAAGAUUUCUGCCCACAGUCAGCGGCACAGUAGAGGAGGGUAUUUCUUGGUGGAUUUUUAUGCACCAACAACCGCUGUGGAAAGCAUAAUGGAACAUUUGUCUCGAGACAUUGAUGUGAUUAGACCGAAUGUUGUAAAACACCCUCUGACCCAGGAAGUAAAAGCGUGUGAAGGGAUUGUCCCAGUCCCACUUGAAGAAAAACUAUAUUCCACGAAGAAGAGGAAGUGAGAAGAUUUACCAGAUUAUAGCUUUAUAUUUAAUUCUAUCACUUUUGAGUACCAUGGAUUAAUAAUUUACAGACUUGACCCUUAUAUAAGAGUGUGUUACAGGUGCCAUUUGAUUUUUCGAAGGUAUUUUUUAGCUCUUGAUCUCCCUUGCCCUAAGAGGUUGGGGAAGGGCUCGGCUUAGAGCCACUUUGUAAUCUGUGGUACCAGCAUGUUGUUCUUGACUUCAUUUCAUUCGUGUGAUUUUUUUUGUUGGUGGGGACUUUGCCCUACAACAACGCUAACACCAUUUUGAAGAGCAAAGCUUCCGAAAACUGCCUCAGACUGCAAGCUCGUUAUUCAGGCUAGUCAACCAUGCAAAAUAAAAAUUUAAGACCACUGCAUUUAUAUGAGUAACUUUUGACCAGAAUAAUAAACAUAAUUUCAGAAAAA
This is a messenger RNA of Acinonyx jubatus (cheetah), 941 nucleotides long. RefSeq names its product mitochondrial ribosomal protein S6 (gene MRPS6). Gene Ontology annotation, biological process: translation. The record is from RefSeq and is a predicted model, not a curated record. Bases 139 to 513 code for a protein of 124 amino acids. Gene Ontology annotation, molecular function: structural constituent of ribosome; small ribosomal subunit rRNA binding. The transcript is spliced from 3 exons. Gene Ontology annotation, cellular component: mitochondrial small ribosomal subunit; ribosome. NCBI's taxonomy places the organism in Eukaryota, Metazoa, Chordata, Mammalia, Carnivora, Felidae.